AAAAGGAUCACUCUCUGGGUCUGAUUAUGGAGGCUGCAGCGUCUCCUCCGCCGCUACUCUGCCCUGUGGCUUCGGAGAAGAAUGCCCACAUCCUGAUUGGGGUAACUGGGAGUGUGGCUGCGCUAAAGUUGCCUCUUUUGGUGGCAGAGCUUCUGAAGAUACCUGGACUGGAGGUUCUAGUGGUGACAACAGAAAGUGCAAAACACUUCUAUAAACCCGAAGAGAUUCCUGUCAGAAUCUACAGUGACUCUGAUGAGUGGCAGCUGUGGAAAAAGCGCACCGACCCUGUGCUACAUAUUGACUUGAGGCGUUGGGCUGACCUCAUGCUGGUGGCUCCUCUGGAUGCAAACACCCUCGCCAAAAUUGCAAAUGGCAUUUGUGACAACUUACUGUCGUGCGUCAUCCGCGCCUGGGACGUGAGCAAACCCUUGCUCUUCUGCCCUGCCAUGAACACCCUUAUGUGGGAGCACCCCAUCACAGCUCUGCAAGUGGGGCAGCUGAAAGAAUUUGGCUACAUAGAGAUCCCUUGCAUAGUGAAGAAACUGGUUUGUGGAGAUGAAGGCCGAGGGGCCAUGGCCGACAUUUCAAGCAUUGUGGAAAAAACAGAGGCGGUGCUGUUGGAACGGGGCCUCCUGAAGCCGAGCUGAUGCCCAAAUUACAGAAUUCUCAACCCGAAAGAGGAAAUUUUCUGAGAUCUGGCUUCUAACUUGUAACAUAGAUAAGUGCGUUGCCGGUGACACGUCCUCGGCCUUUUUAUAUUGCCCUCUGGGAAUGCGUUCCCACCCAUUCAGUCCCUUUAUUGACAAUUAAAGCAGUAAAACCAUUCAACAUUUACGGUUGGAACGGAAAUGGCUAAUAAGAUGGAAACUGCUGAUAAGGUGG
Protobothrops mucrosquamatus (brown spotted pit viper) is the source of this 882-nucleotide messenger RNA. RefSeq names its product phosphopantothenoylcysteine decarboxylase (gene PPCDC). The coding region runs from base 27 to 647 and encodes 206 amino acids. NCBI's taxonomy places the organism in Eukaryota, Metazoa, Chordata, Lepidosauria, Squamata, Viperidae. The transcript has 6 exons. Gene Ontology annotation, cellular component: phosphopantothenoylcysteine decarboxylase complex. Gene Ontology annotation, biological process: coenzyme A biosynthetic process. Gene Ontology annotation, molecular function: phosphopantothenoylcysteine decarboxylase activity; FMN binding. The record is from RefSeq and is a predicted model, not a curated record.